This is a messenger RNA of Pararge aegeria (speckled wood butterfly), 3025 nucleotides long. RefSeq names its product long-chain fatty acid transport protein 4-like (gene Fatp). Gene Ontology annotation, molecular function: long-chain fatty acid transmembrane transporter activity; long-chain fatty acid-CoA ligase activity. The transcript is spliced from 14 exons. The record is from RefSeq and is a predicted model, not a curated record. Lineage: Eukaryota; Metazoa; Arthropoda; Insecta; Lepidoptera; Nymphalidae. Gene Ontology annotation, biological process: triglyceride homeostasis. The coding region runs from base 262 to 2349 and encodes 695 amino acids. Gene Ontology annotation, cellular component: endoplasmic reticulum.
UCGCCGUCGGCAGUGCACACUCAUACAUUGUUGAUAAGUUGCCGUUGACAUCCGCGUAAUCGGAAUCGCAAAAUUUAAUCGGUGUCGAUAAAAUUAUAAUAUCAGUAACAAAAUUGAAUAGACUAUUUAAAUAAUUAUUUUUGGUAUGAAUAAGUUAUAACAUAACGGACAGCUAAUUUUUGGCAGUAUGGAAGAAUUCAAGAAGCACUGAACGGUUAAAGUUUACUAUGGUUAGCGGAGUAGAUAUUUUUAAUUACAACAAUGUCAAAUGUCGAGGCGAACAAUAAUAUGAAUAUAGAAGAUAUAAAAAAUCACAAGACGGUGAAUAAAAUUGGAGACGUCGAAAGGGGUAAAGCAGCAAGUAGCUCAAGCAUACCCUGGGUAACGGUCAUGGUACUGGUGUUCGCGUUGGCCGCUUUGGUGGCGGCGUGUGCUGUAGCCUGGGUAUUUUGGAGUUGGCAGACUGCCCUCGUAGUCCUCGCGAUCCUAGUUGUGUUAUAUGUGUUCACCUAUUUUUGGCACUGGUUGUGGGUCGCUGCUCAAACUGCACCACGUGAUUUAAAAGCGUUGUACUGUUACAUUAAAAUUCUACGACUAACAGGGAAUUUCACAAAGAAGAAUUGGUCUAUGCCGGACAUAUUUCACGAUGUAGUGAAGAAGCAUCCAAAAAAGAUAUGCUUUCUUUUCGAAGACGAAUCAUGGACUUUUCAGCAGGUAGAAGAAUUCAGUCUUCGGGUUUCAGCUGUGCUCAAAGCGUACGGUGUAAAGCGUGGGGACACGGUGGCAGUUAUGGCGAGCAACUAUCCCGAAAUGCCAGCCAUCUGGCUGGGAAUUGCACGUAUCGGAGGCAUUUCACCACUUAUCAACACAAACCAAACUGGCAAUACGCUGCUCCAUUCCAUCAAUAUUGCUCACUGUGAUUUCGUUAUAUAUGGAAGCGAGUUUGAAACAGCUAUCCAGGACGUUAAAAAGGAACUGAGCGACUCAAUUAAACUUUUAAAAUUCACCAGACGGCCACUUAACUUGUCUAAUGACACAGUAAAAGUAGUAGAAUCUUCGACUGAUUUCACCCACUUAUUGGAAACCACUCCACCGGCGCCGUGGAGUCUGUCUGAAGGCGAAGGUUUUCUUGGUAGGCUGCUAUAUAUUUACACAUCGGGAACUACGGGACUACCUAAAGCAGCAGUUAUAUCUCCAUCGAGGAUGGUAUUCAUGGCUUCCGGUGUUCAUUACCUAGGUGGGCUCAACCCCAAAGAUGUGAUCUACUGCCCAAUGCCAUUAUACCAUUCCGCUGGUGGUGUCAUCACUAUGGGAAAUGCGUUCAUUUUUGGCUGCACUGUUGCUUUAAGACUGAAAUUCUCAGCUUCAGCAUACUUCCCUGACUGCAUUAAAUAUAACGCAACGGCAGCUCAUUACAUUGGUGAGAUGUGCAGAUACGUGCUGGCAACGCCACCAUCCCCCACCGACAGAAAGCACAAAGUGCGAGUGGUCUAUGGAAACGGCAUGCGACCAACGAUUUGGAAUGAGUUCGUGAAACGCUUCGGAAUAAAAAGGGUUUCGGAGUUUUACGGCGCUACUGAAGGCAAUGCAAAUAUUGUGAACAUUGACAGCAAACCAGGAGCGAUAGGUUUCGUGUCGAGAAUUAUCCCAGCUGUGUAUCCCAUUGCAAUCAUCAAAGUUGAUGAGGAUACGGGAGAACCUAUUAGAGACAAACGCGGCCUUUGUCAGUUAGCGGGAGUAAACGAGCCUGGAGUAUUCAUCGGAAAAAUAAAGCCGAAUAACCCAGCGCGUGCUUUCCUUGGCUACGUUGAUAAAGAAGCUUCCGAUAAGAAAAUCGUGAAAGAUGUACUUAGUCACGGAGAUUCGGCUUUUAUAUCAGGAGACGUAUUAGUGUCUGAUGAGUUGGGAUACUUGUAUUUCCGCGAUCGUACAGGCGAUACGUUCAGAUGGCGCGGGGAGAAUGUUAGUACCACCGAAGUGGAGGCCGCUAUCUCCAGAGUGGCAGACCAGAGAGAUGCCGUCGUCUAUGGUGUUGAAAUACCGGAUAUAGAAGGACGAGCAGGCAUGUGCGGUGUCGUAGAUGCAGAUGGCACGCUAGAUUUAGAAAAACUUGCAAAAGAUAUUGCGAAGGAUCUUCCCAAAUACGCCCGCCCGGUUUUCAUACGACUUAUGAGCAGUAUGGAUAUGACUGCUACCUUCAAGUUAAGAAAAGUCGACCUACAGAAAGAAGGCUACGAUCCCAACAGGGUGAAAGACAAGCUUUACUACUUUGAUCCAAAACUGAAUAAAUACGUUACCUUAGGCCCUGAAGAAUAUGAAAAAAUUGUGUCAGGAAAAAUAAGACUGUGAUUUUAUAAAUAAAUAACAAUUUAAGUAAUGACGGCUUCAGUUCGAAGGUCACGGGCAUAUGCAGAGGUGAGGCAUCUGACCACCUAGCAGGGUAUUUAUAUGUUGAAUAGUUGCUGGUCGGCUGGAGCCAGGAAUGCUUACGAACAGGGGGAUUAAAUAAAUAUGAAUUGUUGUAUACAACUAAAGGAACUAACGACAAGGAACACAAUUCGUAAGCGUAUAAAUAAAAUAAGCGUAGUAAAAGAAAAAAAAAACUUGUACCUGGAGCAACACUUAUUCUGUAUCAAACAAUAAUGUAUUAUAAAUAAAAAAUAAACAAUUUUCAAGACAUCUUUAUUAUACACAAACAAUGCUAACGAAGUUUCAUGUUCAUUUAAAGUAAAGCUUGCCUGUCGCUUGACUUAACACUUGACUGAUAUACUGCAUAUGCCUAUAUUAUUGCACACUUAGCCUUAGGUUACGCCCUUGGCUCACAUGUACAAAAGUAAGUUGACUGAUAAAAGUGUGUAACUUUGCCUUUAAAGAUUUUUUUAUAAGGAUAUGUAGUAUAAAUAAAUAUUUUUGUAUUUAAAUAAAUUAUUGAUAUUUGUAUUGUUUUCUAAGGGUUAUUAUGUGUGGGUAGGUACAUCAACAUUUAUACAGAUUAUAAAAAGAAAUAAAAUGUAAUAAGAGCUGA